AGCUGCGAAAGGUGCGGCAGGACCUUGGGCUGAAGGCUAUGAAAAAGUGCCUAUAAUAUGAUUCCCAGAGAAUACAGCAUGCGGUGACCUUGCUCAUGUUGCAGAGGCCAGACUCUGCUCACAGGUACAUUGCUGUAUGAUGGAGACUGUAACACAAGUUAAUGCUGGUGGUAAUGUCUGUCACCUCCUGUCACACUGAGAGAUAUGGAUAUGGUGGAUGGGUACAGCUGGAUCAUCACUGCAAGAGAUUCAACUUUUAUUGUCUUUAGAGAAGCAAGACUUGCAUCUUCCAGGAGCUUCAAGCAACCAAGAAAUACUCAGGCCUUGCAAGUAUUGGUGAAUUGUAUCUCAUCAAUCUGUGCAAGUGGACAGGCAAAGAUGAUGAAGGAUGGAAAGGUUUUUAGAGUUAUUCAAGAGAACUGCUGGGAUCCAGAAGUACGGAUUAAAGAGAUGGACCUAUCAGGAGUCACAGUCCAAGUCCUUUCUACAGUCCCUGUAAUGUUCAGCUACUGGGCCAAACCUCAGGAUACUUUAGAUCUAGCCCAGAUAUUAAAUAAUGACUUAGCUGCUACAGUAAAAAAGUACCCCAAGAGGUUUAUUGGCUUGGGUACGUUACCUUUGCAAGCUCCAGACCUGGCUGUGAAAGAAAUGCAUCGCUGUGUGAAUGAACUUGGAUUUCCUGGAGUACAAAUAGGAUCCCAUGUCAAUGAAUGGGACCUGAAUGCGCCAGAACUGUACAAUAUUUAUGCUGCUGCUGAACAAUUAAAUUGCUGUCUCUUUGUGCAUCCCUGGGACAUGCAGAUAGAUGGAAGGAUGUCCAAAUAUUGGUUUCCAUGGCUAAUAGGCAUGCCAGCAGAAACAACCAUAGCCAUUUGCUCCAUGAUUAUGGGAGGAAUUUUUGAAAAAUUUCCUAAGCUGAAAGUUUGCUUCGCACAUGGAGGUGGAGCUUUUCCAUACACAGUGGGGCGAAUUUCCCAUGGAUUCAACAUGCGCCCUGAUUUGUGUGCGGUGGAUAAUAAGGUGGAUCCAAGAAAAUACCUUGGUUCAUUUUACACAGACUCUCUUGUCCAUGAUCAUGGUGCACUAAAGCUGCUAACAAGUGUAAUAGGAGAGGACAAAGUUAUUUUGGGGACAGAUUACCCUUUUCCACUUGGGGAACUGGAACCUGGAAAAUUGAUUGAUUCAAUGGAAGAUUUUGACAGUAAACUGAAGGAUAAACUCAAGGCUGGAAAUGCUCUGGAAUUUUUGGGUCUUAGCAGAAAACAAUUUGAAUAAUUAUGAAGAUAUUAAAGAGACCAAACUUCAGAAAUAACGCUGAAUCCUUAGGGAUACUUCUAUUUGCAUGUGUAAUUAUGAAGAUGAAAAAUAAAUUCGACAAGUAUAUUACAGUCUACUGUUAUUUCCAAAACAAAAGCAAGAGUACUGGAAAUUAGUAUGCACAGGUAUUUCUGUGCAUUUGAGGAUUUAGGUUGUCUUUAAAGAAUUCUGAAAUCCCUGCUUUCAUAAAAAAGGAAAGAUUUCAUCUUUUGCAUUUGUAAUAAGAAACUCUGAAUGAUAAUCAAAGUCAUUUUAUUAGGACUUAAUUCCCAGGACGAAAGAACUGAGAAAAUUGUGACUUUUAUCCAUUACAUUUCAGUCUUUGUUAUGCCCAGUAAACAGAAUUUAAAAGAAUCUUAAAACAGAAUUUAAACAGAAUUUUGUUGAUGCCCAAUAAAAGGCAACAUUUGCCUUUAUCCACUGACUGAAAUUGCAGCAUGCCACACUUCAGGUCAGCACUGCAAGGAUAUGCACUGAUGCUCUGCAAACGUUGUGAUAGGAUGAAAAAGGUCUAUGUGGAGACUUGUACUUUUUAGCUGCCUCCUACACCACUGGCAAUUUAUUCAUCAGAAACAAUUUCAGCAAUAUGGUUGUAGGUGCAGAAAUAAUGUAUUUGUGUGGGUAUUACUUUGUGCGUCAGUGUCGCUGUCAAAAUAAAUACUAGUGUUUAGCAA
Harpia harpyja (harpy eagle) is the source of this 1991-nucleotide messenger RNA. RefSeq names its product aminocarboxymuconate semialdehyde decarboxylase (gene ACMSD). NCBI's taxonomy places the organism in Eukaryota, Metazoa, Chordata, Aves, Accipitriformes, Accipitridae. Gene Ontology annotation, molecular function: carboxy-lyase activity; hydrolase activity. The record is from RefSeq and is a predicted model, not a curated record. The coding region runs from base 205 to 1275 and encodes 356 amino acids. Gene Ontology annotation, cellular component: cytoplasm; cytosol. Gene Ontology annotation, biological process: secondary metabolic process. The transcript has 14 exons.